This is a messenger RNA of Staurois parvus, 449 nucleotides long. Lineage: Eukaryota; Metazoa; Chordata; Amphibia; Anura; Ranidae. The record is from the annotation of a GenBank genome assembly.
UCAGACAACACGCAAAAGUCUUGUGGUAUGACCGAGUAAGGUAUGUCUUUAUGGAAUUCUGCGUAGAAAACAGUCGAGAUGUCAAGGUGGAAAUUGAACCCAAUAAAGUUAUUUUCAGCUGUUUAAAUGAAGAUAAUGUUCAAAUGUACAAUGAAUUUGAGUUAUUUGACAAAAUACAACCUAAAGAUUCUAGGGAGAAACGUUCAGAUCGAUCAAUUACUUGCUUCCUGAGGAAGUGGAAGGAAAAAGUGGCUUGGCCAAGGUUGACCAAGGACAAUAACAAGCCUGCCUGGUUGCAAGUUGAUUUUGAUAACUGGAGAGACUGGGAUGGAGAAGAGGAAGGAGAGGCAGCAUUAGCAGAGCACUAUUUGGAUCUGAUCAACAGUGCCAAAGACAAGGGAGCACCUCCAAGCAUGGAUGAUCUGGAUGAUUUAGAUGUAAGUAUUGUA